This is a messenger RNA of Neocloeon triangulifer, 3317 nucleotides long. Its product is annotated as serine/arginine repetitive matrix protein 1. NCBI's taxonomy places the organism in Eukaryota, Metazoa, Arthropoda, Insecta, Ephemeroptera, Baetidae. The record is from RefSeq and is a predicted model, not a curated record. The coding region runs from base 531 to 2942 and encodes 803 amino acids. The transcript is spliced from 16 exons. Gene Ontology annotation, biological process: negative regulation of centriole replication. Gene Ontology annotation, molecular function: microtubule binding.
CUCCAAACAGGUGCAAAAUGAUUCCAUUUCUUUCUCGGAGUUCAAAAACACAAUUUAUUAUGCAACCAAAGUUGUAUAAAAUGUGAAGUUUAGAAUUUCUGUCAAGUCUCAAUUUCAAUCGUUAUUGCACGAAAGCAAACCGUGAAAGGCGUUGUUGCUGUUUUUUUGCAAAUUUCUGACGGAAAUAAAUCGGUAACACCGCUACUCGAUAUGGGUAUUAUUCAACUCGGCAAAGCUUCACGCGCGGCUUGCUCGUCAUCUCCCUCUCUUCACUGCCGCUCUCUGUGAGUCUGAAUGAGCGGCAGCGCCGGCUAGUCGACGCCAAUCUGUUCGCCAGAGCAGCCAGCUCGAAAAAACGAAAUUUCAGUGCUGUGCACCGGACCCGCGUUCCCAUUCGUCUCGUUGCAGCUUCCGCUGGAUUUUUGCAGCUUCAGAGGAAUUUGCUCCAAAUUUUCGUUCCUGCGUGGGAGCCGCACCUGCCGCGCAAGAAGAAACACCCUGAACUGGCCUAUCGAGUCAAUGAGUUCAUCAUGUCCGAAGGCUCCGACGACUCGCUCGACUCAACCGUGGGCUUUGACCGCGCCAGGUCGGAGGAGCGCACGGGCCGACGGAUGAGGCCGUCGAGGCGCAGCAAGUCCGAGGGGCCGCCGACGCGCUACGGCGGUUCCGACCUGGUCGAACCCUUCCAGUCCGAGUAUCGGCUGCAGUACAGCAAGAUUAUGGCCGCCAGGCAGCAGCAGCAAGAGCAGCAGCCCGUCGACACGAUGACUUCGAGUUUCCCGCCGCCCUUUAGACCCGCCUCUUCUCGAAUCAGCACCGAAUACCGGUUGCAGUUCGCCUGGCCAAAGCCCCCGCCGACCAAGGAGGCCCCCCAGCCGCCGAGAAAGUCGCUCUCGAUGGGCGCCCUCAGGGCCCACGCGCCCGUCCCCGUCCACCACCACGCCGCGCCGCAAAAGGUCAAGCGCCCCGACGAGCAUCGAGCGACCGCGUCGGAGUUGGAACCCCUUGUCGACGCACAGCACGCAGACGUGCUCGACGCCGGGAACGAAGACAAAAUCCUUGAGGAGACUCUUGAGAAACCUAAAAAGAGGAAGGAAUUCAAAAGCGAGUACAAGAAACGUUUCCGCCCUUUUUCCAAUUACGAAUAUGUGGACGGAGGCUUCAUGAAACGACGGCCGGAGGCUGACCUGAUGGUCUCGGAGUCCAUUGCCCGCGACAGCCCCGUGCCAGAGGUCAACACCCCCUCCGCCGACCCUUGGUACAACGAGGUCAUUGAACUCAGAAAGAAGGCUGGGGAAUACAAGCACCGCGGUUGGGGCACAGAACUAGUUCCGGAACACUUGGUUGAUCUUUAUGGGAAACAAGUUGUGCUUUGGGAGCAAGUCUCACGCAGAAGUUCCCUCUCAGCUCUUUCUCUGGCCUCAGCAACUCCGAGGUCCAUUUCAAAGGAAGAGAAGGAAAAGGAAAACUGCAAAAAGAGUUCGCCCACGAAGGGGCUCACGCGAUUUCCGGGUCGUGCCGAUCGCGUCGACGGCGUUGCGCGAAAUCAGGUUGACAAAGGAUGCGAGGACAAACGCGAUUCGGCGCGGUCGAGGAAAGAGUUCCUAGUGAGACAUCAUUUGGAAAGAACCACCGGAGCUGAAGAUGGCGCCCUCCUUGUAUCGCCCACUCGCGAAAAACUGGAACCCGCCAUGCCACGCCGCAAGGAGGAGGACUCGAGCAACAAAAGCCCCUCCAAAAGCAGCCCCAAAAGCAGUCCUAGAUCAGCUCGAUCCCAGUCUGUGGGUCCGUUGGUGUCUGAAAAUCGUUCGCCUAAAAGACAGCCGCGCACCCCGGUCUCCACCUCCAGCGCCGCCUCCACCGCUCCUAAGGCGAGUGCCCCCACCGAACGACGACCACGUCCCACAUCCCUCAAUACUUCAUCUGCAACCCGUUCCAAAAGUAGUUCAGUUGCUAUGAGAAACACUAGCGAGGACAAAACAAUAGGCAAGUCUGCCAAAAACGCCGCUCAGAGCGGCCCUAAAAGCAAAAGAGCAGAGCCGGUGAAAAAGCAGCCGCCUCCCCCGGCGCCUAAGAAAGACGACGACAAAACUUCUGGCGUCGACACGUGUGACGGCGGCGCCGCGUCUACUUCUUCUGCCCAGCAAGAUCUGCCGGCGGUGCACACGCAAAAGCCGACCCCGCCGUCGGCCGGUGGCUCCGAGACGAAGGAAAUUCCGCCUGCCGACGAACUCCUCAGCCCCGACACCAACAACACGGUGUCGCUGAUCGACGACGAGCCGCUCGUCAAGUCGCCUCCGGAGCCCACCAGGGUCAAGUCUCCUGAGCAGAUCAUCAUGCGCUCCCCCGAGCCUGUCAACUGGACAGUGCCCCUUGACACUGGCAAGACCUUCACGGUCACUCAGAACGUCCGCGAAGUUGUGCCGCAAGCGAGCAAGGCAGCCCGAGGCGAGCUAAGCAGACCCCACGGUGAGUCCUCGCGGCACUGGGGAGCCCCUGUCAACUCGCUGGAAGUCUCGUUCGACAAGGUGGAAGGGCCCCCGGAAAUCGGAGUAGCAGACGCGGCCCAGGUAGUGCUCAACGGCGACGGCGCCGACAGCUCGGACCACUCGGAAGCCACCCCGCCAACGCAGAAGAGCGCCGCCCUUGUCCUUCAAACUGCGGAGGCGGCCCCCGCCAUCAAGUCGGUGGCGGGCACCACCCUUAAGCGGCUUGACGACCCCGACCUGGAGCCUGCCCCCUCCUCCUCGUCCUCAGCCCCGUACACGGUGUUGGAGGCCCCGGAAGUGCCACUCGCACCUGUCAGGUCUUCCGGCUACCGAAUCCUUGAGGCCCCUGAGCCCAUCGAAGCGCCGUCCGCCCGCUCGGUCGCCUCGGACGUGCUCGAGAAGGCGCGCAACCGCUUCGACAAGUUCUGGGGAAAAGAUGCUAACAAUUUGUAGAGAAAAUAAUUCACUGCUUACUUUGCCCCAAAUAACCGUCGGCGGACCCCCUUUUAAUUGAUUUAGAUUUAGGGUUUUAAGCGGAGAGAUUUUUGAAAACCCCAUAGCCUGGUCGAACCUCAAUGCAAGUCCUGAGAUCCUGAUGGUGCUUAUAAGUUUCUGUACCUAUAAUGAGCAAAAUUAUUUCACCCCUUAUUUAGUUGCUAAAAAAGUAAAACUGCGCCCCUUUGGCCAGCAGCUUCCUUUGUUUGUUGCGGUAUAGCCCUCGUUUCGCAGUUGAAACGCUAAAGAGAAUUUUCGAUCCUUGAUCAUUAUAAGGUGCAGGCAACUGUGAGAAAACAAAUAACACACAUUUCCAAAAAAAAAACAAUACAA